UCUCUCUCUCACCUCUCUCUCACCUAAUAAUUUUGUUUUUUUUCCAUUUUUUUUUCUUAUAUAUCUAUGUAUAUAUAUAUAAAUAUAUAUAUUUUGGGGGUCUUUUGGGGGGUGAGAUUUGGAUGAGGCCAAAACGAGGGUGGAUCUAGUGAACAACGAGUCGGCAGAAAAUCUUGAAAAACAAAUAGCAAAGGGGAGACAAAACGUGGUAGAUUGAUCCUGAAAAAACAGGAUUUUAUUUUUUUGCAGAUCCACAUCCAAAAAAGGUGCCUCGUUUUUAUGGAUUUUUGGGUAAUAAUAUUUCGGUCGGAAAAAAAGAGGAGAGGUUAAUUCCACUGGGGACGAAUUUGUGAUGAGUUAGGUACGAGAAUUGGGGGAUUUGGCCGUUACCGAACGGUGGAAAUUUGGGCUCACUCAAUGGCGAGAAGAGAGGAAGAUGCUUACUGUUAUUAUUAGUAUUCUAUUUUUAAUUUUAAUUUUUUUUUUUUGAGCACCCGAAUAAAAGCACUGAGCUUGUUUCGAAUUCUGUGUUUUGCCGAAGCAAUUCGAAUCCACCUUCUUUUGGUUCUCAAUGGAGGCUUCAGUUCACGGAGGGAAUGAGACAUGCUUGAUGUGAAACUGAGGUGAUGAAGGAGACAGUUUCGAAAACAAUGAAUUCGUUUUGGGUCCGCUAAUAACACCGAUCGCCGUAUCUCCAAGGAUGAAAAUGUAUGUGAUUUUCGUUCUAGCCUGCCUGCUGACGCGCAGUUCGCGGGCGCUCAACCUUGAAGGCCAAGCACUCUUAGAACUUAAGAGCAAAUGGGUCGACGAAUUCCACCAUCUUGAUAAUUGGAACCCUGAAGACCGAGCGCCUUGUAAUUGGAAGGGCGUUAACUGCACGACCGAUUAUGAUCCUGUAGUUUCUUCUCUCGAUCUUAGGGCAAUGAACCUAUCGGGGACAGUCUCAUCGGGCAUCGGCGGUUUGACUCAGCUAACUUAUCUUGAUCUUUCCUUCAACGGGUUUUCGGGUGCCAUUCCUCGUGAAAUUGGAAACUGUUCCAAGUUAGAAACCCUUUUCCUGAACAACAACAAUUUUGAAGGCCAAAUUCCCCCCGAACUGGGAGACCUAUCCCUUUUGACUAAUUGUAACAUUUGUAAUAACAAGCUUUCAGGCUCUUUACCCGACGAGAUCGGAAGCAUGUCUUCCUUAACAGAACUAGUGGCGUAUUCAAACAAUCUCUCGGGUUCGUUGCCUCGGUCUAUUGGCAAGUUGAAGAAUCUGUCGACUUUUCGAGCAGGACAGAAUUCAAUUUCUGGAAGUCUUCCUGCUGAGAUAAGUGAAUGCCAAAAUUUGGAAAUACUCGGUCUUGCCCAAAACCAGCUUGCGGGUAAUAUCCCUAAAGAGAUAGGAAAACUGGGCUAUUUGAGGGAAGUUAUUCUUUGGCAAAAUCAGUUAUCGGGGACAAUUCCUGAGGAGAUCGGGAACUGUACAAAUCUCCGAACCCUGGCGCUUUAUGAGAAUAAUUUACUUGGUGUUAUACCCAAUACAAUUGGGAAACUCUGUAACCUAGAAUACUUAUACCUUUAUAGGAAUGGAUUAAACGGCACUAUCCCGAGAGAAAUUGGAAAUCUUUCUUUAGCGAAGGAAAUAGAUUUUUCGGAGAAUGCUUUGACUGGUGAAAUUCCGAAGGAUUUUGGCAUUAUAAAGGGCUUGUACCUUCUUUACCUAUUCCAAAACCACCUUACAGGUCCUAUUCCAAUUGAGUUAUGUGGAUUGACAAACUUGCGUAAGCUCGAUCUCUCGAUCAAUUCACUCUGGGGGCCCAUCCCUUUAGGGUUUCAGUAUUUAAGCAAGCUAAUCCAAUUGCAGCUCUUCAAUAACAUGCUUUCCGGUGAUAUCCCUCAAAAACUUGGAGUAUAUAGUCCACUUUGGGUGGUUGAUUUCUCGAACAAUAAUCUUACCGGGCAGAUACCGAGACACCUAUGUUCGCAUGUCAACCUAAUUUUGUUAAAUUUUGGGUCGAACAAGCUAAGUGGGAAUAUUCCGAAAGGGGUAAUAAAUUGCAAAUCUUUAGUUCAACUUCGAGUUGGUGGAAAUAGCUUGACGGGGAGUUUCCCCUCUGAUCUUUGCAAUUUGGUCAAUCUGACAACAAUCGAGUUAGACCAAAACAAAUUCAGUGGUCCAAUUCCACCAGAAAUAAGGAAUUGCAAAGCUUUGCAAAGGCUAAGUCUUCCCAAUAAUUUUUUCACUUCUCAACUGCCGGGUGAGAUUGGUAAUUUGUCAAGGCUGGUCGUAUUCAAUAUUUCGUCAAACAAAUUGGGUGGAAAUAUACCACUAGAGAUUUUCAAAUGUACAUCGCUUCAACGGCUUGAUCUCAGCCAGAACAGCUUUGAGGGUGCAUUGCCUAAUGAAGUCGGAACUCUUUUACAGUUGGAACUGCUUAUCCUUUCCGAUAACAAGCUAUCAGGGAUGAUACCUUCCAUUUUGGGUAAGCUCUCUCGUUUGACAGAGCUGCAGAUGGGCGGGAAUCAGUUUCUGGGGUCAAUACCGAAGGAAUUGGGAGGGCUCUCGAGCUUACAAAUUGCUCUGAAUAUCAGCUGCAAUAAUCUCUCAGGGAAUGUACCGUCGGAACUAGGAAAUCUUGCUUUGUUAGAAUAUCUUUUACUCAACAAUAACAACUUAACUGGAGAAAUCCCGGCUACGUUUGCUAAUCUAUCCAGUUUACUCGGACUUAAUGUAUCAUACAAUGAUCUGACUGGCCCUCUCCCACCAAUCUCAUUAUUCGAUACUAUGCCCUCAAGCAGUUUUAUAGGAAAUAGAGGGCUUUGUGGUGGACCACUUGGCCAGUGUGGUGGGUCCCCAUCUAUGUCUCCUUCCUCGACAGAUAAAACAAUAGAUACCCCAGUGGGUAAGAUCGUCGCUAGUAUUUCUGCUGUUAUCGGAGCGAUUUCGCUUAUUCUUAUUGCUGUAAUUGUAUACCACAUGAGAAGACCACUUGAAACAGUUGCUCCUUUGCAAGAUAAGCAGCUCUCUUCUACAACACCGAGCAUGUAUAUUUCCCCAAAGGAGGGCUGCACAUUCCAAGAUUUGGUUUCUGCCACAAAUAAUUUCGACGAGAGUUUCAUUAUUGGAAGGGGUGCUUGUGGGACAGUGUAUAGAGCUAUUAUGAAGUCCGGACAGAUGAUUGCUGUAAAGAAGCUCGCAUCAAAUAGAGAAGGGAGCAAUGUUGACAACAGCUUUCGAGCUGAGAUUUUGACGCUUGGAAAAAUCAGGCAUCGCAAUAUUGUGAAGCUUUACGGGUUCUGUUAUCACCAAGGUUCAAACCUUCUUUUAUACGAGUACAUGUCGAGAGGCAGUUUAGGUGAGCUACUUCACGGACAGAGCUCGACGUCUUCUUGUCUUGAUUGGAAGACCCGGUUCAUGAUAGCGCUUGGGGCAGCGGAGGGGCUUUCUUAUUUGCACCAUGAUUGCAAGCCAAGGAUAAUUCAUCGGGAUAUUAAAUCGAAUAAUAUUUUGCUUGACGAAAAUUUCGAAGCUCAUGUUGGAGACUUUGGAUUAGCGAAGGUAAUUGAUAUGCCGCAAUUGAAGUCCAUGUCUGCAGUUGCAGGAUCUUAUGGGUAUAUAGCUCCUGAAUAUGCAUAUACUAUGAAGGUCACAGAAAAAAGUGACAUAUACAGUUAUGGAGUCGUGCUAUUGGAGUUGCUGACCGGAAAAACACCUGUGCAACCAUUAGACCAGGGAGGCGACCUCGUGACAUGGGUGAGGACCUAUAUCCGGAAUAAUUCUUUAAAUGCAGGAAUAUUAGAUACUAAAUUGGAUCUAGAAGACAAAACCACCAUCAACCACAUGAUCAUGGUUUUGAAAAUCGCUUUGCUUUGUACGAACAUGUCUCCCUUUGAUAGGCCACCGAUGCGGCACGUUGUUGUUAUGCUAGUCGAGUCCAAGGAGAGAGCGGGGAGCUCUGCGUCCUCUCCACGUUCUGAUCUUUCUUCAAAGGAUGAUGACUUGUAAUGUAUUUAUUUAUAUAUUUUGCAUUUAUCGAAAAAGAUAUGCCUCUUUUCCUUUCUUUUUUUCUUUUUUUUUUUUUAGUUUUCCUCUUCUUGUAGUGUGGAUUAUAGUAGUAGUUUCUUCUUUUCUCCUUUUAAUAUAACAUCCAUUCUUUAUAGA
This is a messenger RNA of Ananas comosus (pineapple), 4147 nucleotides long. RefSeq names its product probable leucine-rich repeat receptor-like protein kinase At5g63930. Gene Ontology annotation, molecular function: protein kinase activity; protein binding; ATP binding. The transcript is spliced from 4 exons. NCBI's taxonomy places the organism in Eukaryota, Viridiplantae, Streptophyta, Magnoliopsida, Poales, Bromeliaceae. Gene Ontology annotation, biological process: protein phosphorylation. The record is from RefSeq and is a predicted model, not a curated record. Bases 701 to 3991 code for a protein of 1096 amino acids.